Molecule: messenger RNA, 4875 nt
Organism: Bactrocera neohumeralis
Lineage: Eukaryota; Metazoa; Arthropoda; Insecta; Diptera; Tephritidae
Exons: 10
Coding region: 237-2879 (880 amino acids)
Source: RefSeq, a predicted model, not a curated record
AGAUAUACAUGACUUUAGAGCAUUUGAAAAUUUGCUGAAACCAAUAAAAGCUGGUGGAAUAUAUUUUCGCUGUAGUUUCGACCUGAAAAAAUACAUAUAAACAAAGAAGCAGACUUGAGAAAGCAUAUCUAACGGCGUCCAUAAAUACCAUAACAGCGUUAGCAUUACAACAAUAAAAAGCAAAAAAAAAAAACAACUCUACAUUUAUAGCUAAACAAUCAAUUGCAAGCGGCAACAUGUUUUUGCGUCGUUGCACAAUUUACCUCAUCGUUUUGCUGCUGGUGGCAAGCACCGCGUCCGCGGCACGUAAAACCAAACGUCCGGUUAAGCCGGCCAAAACCUAUCCGCGCAACAAUAUAACACCAGCACCACCAGCUGCCCCAGCCGCUGCGGCUAUAGCCGGUGCCAGCACAGGCGCGUUGGCCGCUGGUAGCGUUGCAGCCGCCGCACAACAAACUGCCGCUGUCACCACACCGGCUGGCGGCAGUAGCACAACGCAUGCGCCGCAAAGCAUUAGCAGCAGCAGCAUAGCUACGCCAACACAAAUUGGCAGUGGCAAUUAUGCCGGCAGCGCAGCUGACGAUGAGAGCACCGGAAGUGAUGGCUUUGUGGCCGGCAAUGAGCUGCCUAAGCCGAUGACACCAUUGUCGGAGGCCAGCACCGGCAGCACUGGCGCUGCGGCGGCAUCCGCUUCGGCUGAGAGCAAAACCGAUCGUCCCGCGGCCACGUUAUCGCCCAUCGAAGAAGACUGUGAUCCGGAUAUGAUUGGAUUUGAGAUUAUCACUGGUUAUGUUCUCUCGGCGCCAACUAAAUUGCUUGACACGCUGCCCGGCAUACUGAUGCUGACUGAUUGCUUGGAGGCAUGCCAGGCGAACGAAUCAUGCAGUGCAGUUAAUUACGAGACCGGUCUAUGUGUAUUAUUUAGAACCACCGCUGAUGUAUUGCCAGGUUCACUUUCGCGUUCGCAGUUUCCAGUUUUCACCAUUUACGCACAGAAAUCCUGUUUGGGCGUGCGUCCCUGCUCGAAGGCCUGGUGCAUUGAUCGCGUUCAAGGUUAUCGUCUAGUGGAGCAUGUCAAAUCUAGCCAGACUGUCUACUCGCGCCGUGACUGCUUGGAACUGUGCUUGGGCGAAACUGAAUUCACUUGCAGAUCCGCCAACUUCUACCGUCACUCUGGUUUGUGCGAACUCUCCGAUAUGGAUCGUAUUACUUUGACUGGCGCUAAUAAUGUGGAACCCUAUGAUGGUGCCGAUUACUUGGAGAAUAAUUGCGCUGAGGAACCCAGCAAGCUGUGCGAAUUCAAACGUAUCUCUGGCAAAAUUUUGAAAACUGUCGACUCUGUGUAUCAGGACAUCAACAGCAUCGAUGAGUGCCGCGACUUGUGCUUGAACUCACCCUACAGAUGCCAUUCAUACGACUACAAUGACACUGGCGAUAUGGUCUGCCGUCUCUCGCAUCACAGCCGCGCCACGCUCACCGAUGUGCUCGACCCCUACUUGGAUGUGCCAGAGGCUGCCACCUAUGAACUCUCCUCCUGCUACAAUGUCUCCAUUGAGUGCCGCUCUGGCGAAAUGAUCACCAAAAUACGCACCUCAAAACUGUUCGAUGGCAAAGUCUACGCUAAGGGCUCACCCAAAUCGUGCUCGGUCAAUGUAAACAAUUCACUUGAAUUCGAUUUCCGCAUGGGCUACAACGAUCUCGAGUGCAAUGUGCGUCAGAGCGCCUAUGGCCGUUACAUGAACGAUAUUGUCAUUCAACAUCACGAUAUGAUUGUGACCUCCUCCGAUUUGGGUUUGGCUGUCUCAUGUCAAUACGAUCUGACCAACAAGACGGUUUCGAAUGAUGUUGACUUGGGUGUUACCGGCGAAAUUGAAUCAUCACUCAGCGAAGAGAUCAUUAUCGACUCACCGAAUGUGAUCAUGAAGAUCACCUCACGCGAUGGCAGCGACAUGAAACGCAUUGCUGAAGUUGGUGAUCCGUUGGCGCUGCGCUUCGAAAUUGUCGAACAGAACAGUCCUUAUGAGAUUUUCGUGCGCGAAUUGGUCGCUAUGGAUGGCACAGACAAUGCUGAGAUCACGCUGAUCGAUGCCAACGGUUGCCCCACCGAUCAAUACAUCAUGGGCGCCAUACAGAAAAUGUCGGCCAAUCGCAAGGUGCUCGUUUCGCAAUUCGAUGCCUUCAAGUUCCCCUCCUCCGAAGUGGUGCAAUUCCGCGCGCUUGUCACACCCUGUAUACCACGCUGUGAGCCAGUGAUCUGCGACAAUGAGGAUGCUGUUAUGGGCGGCGCUGAUGCCAAAUCGCUUGUGUCGUACGGACGCAGAAGGCGUUCGGUGGCAAAUGGAACUGAUGGCGCUGAAUUCUUGUUAAGUACAAUUGCGCAUGCGCAACGUGAGAAACGCGAUGUGAACGGCAACAGCAAAAACAAUAACAAUGUAAGUGACAACAAAAAGCCCGCCGCCGAUGACAACAUACUGCUGGUGCAAUCCAUUCAAAUCACCGAUAAAUUUGGCUUCAAUCAAGAGGAUGCCGACGCGUUGGGCGCCGAUCACAAACUGUACGCCGGCGACGAUGCGCUCACCUGUCUCAACGGUUAUGGUCUCAUUGUGGCCGGUGCACUAUUCCUGCUAGCCCAAUUCACCAUCUUCAUCAUCUGGAAGACCGUGCAGAAGCGCUCGAAGAAGGAACGCUACCUGUACCAACACGAAUCGGCAGCGGCCGCCGUCAACUAUGGCGCACCCACUAUGGUCUACGGCCAAGCGAGCGGCUCACACUGCGGCGGCGUCACUGUGGCCUCGCACUCGGGCUCCAGCAAUGCCAGCGACACGCUGGGCAAGCUCUACGACAGCGGCAUGACGGGACGUUAUGGACAGCAAUAUUGAAGGCCAACUGAUGGAACGGCGGGUGGGAGAAGCUAAAAGUAUUCCACACAAUUAACUAUGCAUAAAAUUACACUAGAAACAAAAGAGAUAAAAAAAACAGCAACAAAAUAUAGGACAUACAUACAGACAUGCACACGAACAAACGCAAAGCGUUACACAUAUACACACACACAUGGCGUUAUAUAGAGCAAAAAUACACAAAAUCACACAUAUAUAAGAUAUAUGUUCACACAUACAUAUAUCACAAGAUGUUCGAGGCUUAGGCGUUAGUUGUCCUUAUCUAUAUUAUAGGCUUCACUUUUUUUACUUUUAUACCGAAAAAAUGGAAAUUAAUGGAAAGAAAACUGGCAAAACUUGCGCAAAAAAAUUACCUUUUAUAUACCGUUAGUAGCAUAUUUUAGUUCUAAGUAAAGUAGUUUUAUAUUUAGAAAAGAAAAAUCAAGACUUUUCCGACUUCAUAGCGUUUGUGGGGGUUAAAGUAAACACACACAAAAGUCAAAAGUAGAAAUUUUGAGACAUUAUUAUUUCACUUUUUCCCCCCACUCUACGCAUAUCUAUCCAAACUAGUAAACUAAUUGCAAUGGCAAAACUUGCUUAGCACUUAAAAAAAAAAUUAUAUAAAUAAAUUUACUUUAGUUUAAGCUAAUUUAGUUAAGGCGGGUGAGAAUUACCUAUUCGACAGUAGUGAAAUGCCAGCGUAUGCGCGCUUCUAACGGUGAUUUCCGACGGCCGUAAGCGCACGAACCGACCAACAACAAACGAGUGACUAUAAAAACUAAUGAACCGUUAGACUGAAGACUAAAAAUACACACACACACACACACUACUUUACGCAUACACGAAUGCUGUUGGUUCGUUGGUCCACGUCUCGAGCUGGGAUCGCUGUUUAGGACUGCGCAUUGUGAGCAAAGCAAAGGAGGAGAAAUUAUUUAAAAAGAAUUCUAUGUUAACAAGACACAAAUAAAAUGAAAAUAUAAAACUAAUUCUGUUUUCUUAGUAAAAUGCAAGCUAGUUAAGUUAGUAAUUUGCACUCACAGGUGCAGUGAACACAUAUUUAUGGCUAAUAAAAUGUAAAAAUUAGGCAAUAAAAUGAGUGAAACAACAACAACGAAAACGCAUGCCUAAUGCACACUACACCGUUAGUUAGUUAGAGUAGGCCUAGCGCUUUCCAUAUUUAUUGCACAGUUGCGCUUCUAAGCAACAACAACAUAUUUUAUGAGCGCAAACACACACGCACACACAUAGAAAUACAUAUAUGCAUACACAUAUGCAUAGAAACACACACAUGCACACACCUGUAACUGACACUUAGUCAAAAAGUAUUAAAGGCAGCAAUAAGCAAUAGCAAAACGGCGCGAAUUUCCUACGUAAUUUUGUAUCAAAAUACGUAGGCGGUUCCUCAACACAACAACAACAAUUUUCAACAGCAUUUUUCCAUGGAAAACAAAAAACACCCAUAAGUUUGUGUGAGCGCUCACUAAAAGCAACAAAAAAUUAUAAAAUUAUCUUUAACUAUUUAUUUUACUUAUUUAUUUAACUUAUUUAUGCUAUUUGUUAUUUAUAACUGUACUCUUCUUCAUAAGAAACACACACACACACACAUGCUUGCAUCCGCUUAUGACUACGGUGCUCUUUAGUUAGCCGUAUUUUACCUUACAUAUGAUCAUUAUUAUUUAUAGUAGAAUUUACUAAACGAAGCACUUUAAAUAAUUAAAAAUGAAAUGCAAUUUAAAUAAAUAUAAAAGCAGCGCGUGUUGUAAGUAGCAGCAGAGCAGUCUAUAAACAACGCGGCAAGCAAUUCUAACUUAAAUGGAUCCAUUUGACGUCUUUAUGAAGUUGCUUAGCGGAAUUGCAAUAAUUUAAACAAAAACAAAAAAUAUAUAUUUAAAUAAAAAAAGACAAGAAAAAAAACUAACGCAAUACAUUUAAUGAAUGCAUUAAUUAAAUGUUACUAUUUAGCUUUAGUCUUUUUAUACGAAUUGUACUGAUUAAGUCU